CCGUGCGCUCUUGGAACCGAGCACUAUAAAAACGGAGACCUAUGCACGCUUUUCAUUCACCCAUAUACACAGCCGCUACACUACUACAAGCUAGCUUGUACGUGGUAACACUGUGAAAGACAGUCGUACACUCACGAUGGCGGGAGUUAACGGUGCCACGGCGAGCGGAGGCGACAACAAGGCCAAGGUGGUGCUGGUGAUGGGCGCCACGGCCACCGGCAAGUCCAAGCUGGCCAUCGACCUCGCGCUGCGCUUCGGCGGAGAGGUCGUCAACUCCGACAAGAUCCAGGUGCACGACGGCCUCGACGUGGUCACCAACAAGGUCACCGCCGCGGAGCGCCAGGGCGUGCCACACCACCUUAUCGACGGGGUGGCGCCCGACGCCGACUACACCACCGCCGACUUCUGCAGGGACGCCGUGCGCGCUGUGGAGUCCAUUCUCGAGAGGGGCCGCGUCCCGAUCAUCGCCGGGGGCUCCAACAGAUACCUGGAGGCGCUGCUGGACGGGGAACCUCCUGCAGGCUUCCGCGGCCGCUACGAAUGCUGCUUCCUCUGGGUCGACAGCGACCUGGCGGUGCUGGACCGCUACAUAGGGAGCCGCGUGGACUGCAUGCUGGAGCAGGGGCUCGUCCGCGAGGUGCGGGCCUUCUUUCGGCACGACGACGCCGACUACUCCAGGGGUAUCCGGAGGGCCAUCGGCGUGCCGGAGAUGGACAUGUACUUCCGGAUGGAGGCCGCAGGGGCUCUCGACGGCGACGAUGAUGAUCAGCUGCGAGUGCGGCUCCUCGCCGCGGCCGUUAACGAGAUCAAGGCCAACACGUGCGGCCUGGCGCGCCGCCAGCUGCAGAAGAUCCACCGGCUCCACGGUCUCCAAGGCUGGAGCGACAUCCACCGCCUCGACGUCACGGAGGUGCUUCAGCUCAAGGUCGGGAACGCCGGGAACCCAAAGGCACAGCGCGACGCGUGGGAGACGGACGUCGUCAGCCCUGCGGCGAGGAUCGUGGGAAUGUUUCUGGCUGUUGAGGGAGCUAGGGACAAGGACAAGGACCGUUUCUUGUUGACGACGCCCAAAGAAGUGGCCGUGCCAGGCAUUUGCACGGCCACGGCAGAUUGGUUCGGCCAGCAGCUGGACAUGACGGUCAUGUCUCCAAGCAAAGGGUUUGCUGGAUUGGGCUCGGCGGCCGCCGCGGUUUAAGCUGUGAUGACGAUGAACUCAUCUGCUGAUGAUCAAUCACUGAACGGACUCCAAAUGCAUGUACAUUCAUUUAUUUCAUGUAGGGAAUAAGUUGUUGUAGUGUAUUGCUCCCCCACUAAUAAUUAAUUUAAGGCCAGGUAUAGGAGAAAUUGUAGGGGAGGCUGAACGACAUAGCUCAUACUUUGGAACGUUGUAA
Messenger RNA from Zea mays, 1391 nucleotides. RefSeq names its product adenylate isopentenyltransferase 5, chloroplastic. Gene Ontology annotation, biological process: cytokinin biosynthetic process; tRNA modification. The record is from RefSeq and is a predicted model, not a curated record. Gene Ontology annotation, molecular function: tRNA dimethylallyltransferase activity. The transcript has a single exon. Gene Ontology annotation, cellular component: mitochondrion. Lineage: Eukaryota; Viridiplantae; Streptophyta; Magnoliopsida; Poales; Poaceae. The coding region runs from base 137 to 1195 and encodes 352 amino acids.